This is a messenger RNA of Oryzias melastigma (Indian medaka), 1344 nucleotides long. RefSeq names its product forkhead box transcription factor (gene foxd7). Bases 221 to 1180 code for a protein of 319 amino acids. Gene Ontology annotation, molecular function: DNA-binding transcription factor activity, RNA polymerase II-specific; RNA polymerase II cis-regulatory region sequence-specific DNA binding. The transcript has a single exon. NCBI's taxonomy places the organism in Eukaryota, Metazoa, Chordata, Actinopteri, Beloniformes, Adrianichthyidae. Gene Ontology annotation, biological process: anatomical structure morphogenesis; cell differentiation; regulation of transcription by RNA polymerase II. The record is from RefSeq and is a predicted model, not a curated record.
ACACAUCCGAGGGCGCGCGCACUUUUCCGCUUGACGCGCAGCCGCUCGCACAGGUCGCCCGUUUUGCGCUCGGAUCUGCGCCUCUGCGCGGCUGCGUUGCUGGUUUUGGUGUGUGUUUUUUUCCUCUGGACGGAAAUGGUCGGCGUGUGAAUUUUGUUUUCAAAGAGGAGCGGUCACUCACGCACCUGUUACCAGGUGAUCCAAGCUUCCCGUUCGGACUAUGACAUUAGGUUUGGAGGAUCAUAUCAUGGAGGACGCAGUUAUCGACGUGGUUGGAGAAGGAGUCAAAGACAGCGGGGAGGAGCAGCUCCUGCCCCUGGACGAGUCUCGGAGCGAGCAGGAGCGCAGCACGGAGACCUCCAUCAGCCCCUCACUCGGGUGCCAUCCUCCCGCGAAGGGCAAAGGACCCACAUCAGUGAAGCCUCCUUACUCCUACAUCGCUCUGAUAACCAUGGCGAUCCUCCAGAGCCCAAAGAAGCGGCUCACCCUCAGCGAGAUCUGCGACUUCAUCAGCCAGCGCUUCGUGUAUUACAGGGAGAAAUUCCCAGCGUGGCAGAACUCGAUCCGCCACAACCUCUCGCUGAAUGACUGCUUCGUGAAGAUGCCCAGAGAGCCCGGAAACCCCGGAAAGGGCAACUACUGGACUCUGGAUCCUAACUCCUCCGACAUGUUCGAAAACGGGAGUUUCCUGCGCCGGCGGAAGCGCUUCAAGCGGCAACACUUUCGCUUCGAUCCGCUGAAGGAGCAGCACCUGGAGCCCAGCGCGCUGCACGGCUUUACGCACGGCGCGUACGGGCUGGGAGGCGCCACUCUGCAGUUUCCCUGCCUGGAGCUUCACCCCCUCCUCCACCACCACGCGCCCGCGCCGUGCGGCUCCGUCUCCAUCCCACCUGUCAACAGCAUCCUCCCGGCUUUAUCCAGCUUCUUCUCCCGCGGCGCCAUCACCGCCAAGGCUUUCCUGCAGUCCCAGCCGACCAUCAACGCCUUCUCCACAGCGCAGUGCGCCGCGUACUCCCCUCCCUUGACCUCCAGCUCUGCCUACGUGUCUCCCGCACUCUUCCACCCCGCAGUGUCCCCGCACUUCCUCAACUUACAGCAGGAGUACCAGAAACUACAGACUCAGCGAGGCAGCGCAGACCUACCCAAACUCCUCAGCUCUCACAGCGAGCACGCGCACUAAAGCAGACUUUACGCUCCACUUUUCUCAGGUAACAGAGACUUUUAAACGCAGAUUUUUUACAUCUUUCCCAGACAAAUGGAUGUUUCACACGAACUUCGAGGUUAUUUUUCCAUCCCGAUUUUUUAACCUGUUUUUAGUAUUUAAAAACGACUUUCCUGUUGUUU